Messenger RNA from Guyanagaster necrorhizus, 162 nucleotides. RefSeq lists its product as uncharacterized. NCBI's taxonomy places the organism in Eukaryota, Fungi, Basidiomycota, Agaricomycetes, Agaricales, Physalacriaceae. The record is from RefSeq and is a predicted model, not a curated record. Bases 1 to 162 code for a protein of 53 amino acids. The transcript has 3 exons.
AUGUUCCUAUCCGCGGGACAAGCCGAUGCCAUUGCAGACAACGCUGUCGACGCGUGCAAUGGUUCUAAUAACUACGGCGUGGGACAUUCAUGCGCGUUUGCUGAAUCUCAAGGCACCUGUGAGACCAACGCAUGUGGCAACUUGGUCUGCAUCCCCAGUUAA